AUGGCGACCACGACAACGACGGUUGGUAGGAAUGGAGAAGGGGAACAGAAGAGGAGGGAGAAGGGAGGCUUCAAGACCAUGCCAUUCAUACUUGGGAACGACAUCUGCGACCGGUUCGCCACGGCCGGCUUCGGCGCCAACCUGAUCACGUACCUGACGAAGCAGCUGCACCUGCCGCUGGUGGAGGCGUCCAACCUCCUCACCAACUUCGGCGGCACGUCCAGCCUCACAACUAUCCUCGGCGCGCUCGCCGCCGACUCCUUCGCGGGCCGCUUCUGGACCAUCAUCGCCGGCUCCGUCUUCUACCAGCUCGGCAUGCUCGGACUCGUCCUCACCGUGUUGUACCUCUCCCUGCUGUGCACUGCCUUCGGCGCCGGCGGGCUCCGGCCCUGCGUCGUGAUGUUCGGCACCGACCAGUUCGACCACGUGUUGGGGGAGCAGCAGCAGAAGCAGGUCACCGCCGAGGCGGCCAAGGCGGUGGCGGAGCGGAAACGUCGCUACUUCAACCUCUACUUCUUCAUGAUGGGGGUAGCGGCGCUGCUGGCGCUGACGGUGGUGGUGUACAUCCAGGACAACGUGGGGUGGGGGUGGGGGUUCGGCAUCCCGGCCAUCGCCAUGUUCGUCUCCAUCGUGGUGUUCGUGAUCGGGUACCCGCUGUACGUCAUGCUCAAGCCCGGGGGCAGCCCGUUCACGCGGCUCGCGCAGGUCGCCGCCGCCGCGUUCAAGAAGCGCAACGUCGUCGUACCGGAGGACACGGGCAUGCUGUACCAGGACAAGGACCUCGACGUCCUCAUCUCCACCAACGGCAGGCUGCUGCACACCAACCAGCUCACGUUCUUGGACCGGGCAGCCAUAGUGACGCCGGGCGACAUCUCCGCUUCCGGGCAGCCGGACCUGUGGCGUCUGUCGACGGUGCACCGUGUGGAGGAGCUCAAGUCCAUCGUCCGCAUGCUGCCCAUCUGGUCAGCCGGGAUCAUGCUGGCCACCAUUGAAUCGCACAACGGCACCUUCAUCAUCAUCCAGGCGCAAACCAUGGACCGGCACAUCACCCGGCACUUCGAGAUACCACCAGCGACCAUGUCGAUCUUCGGGACUGCGGCCUUCCUCGUCAGCUUGGCGCUCUACGAUCGCGCGUUCGUGCCCCUGGCACGCCGCGUCACGGGCCUGCAGUCUGGGAUCACCUACUUCCAGCGCAUGGGCAUCGGGCUCGCCAUCCACAUCCUCGGCGUCGCCACGGCCGCGCUCGUAGAGACCAAGCGCCGCGACGCCGCGGUCGACCACGGGCUCCUGGACAAUCCUGCUGCCGUCAUCCCGCUCAGCGUGUUCUGGCUGGUGCCGCAGUUCGCCGUCCACGGCAUCGCCGGCGCCUUCUCGUCAGUAGGGCACAUGGAGUUCCUGUACGACCAGGCGCCCGAGAGCAUGCGCAGUACUGCCGCCGCGCUCUUCUGGCUCGCCAGCUCCUUCGGGAACUACCUGGGCACCGUGCUGGUCACGGUGGUGCAGCGCACCACGCGCGCCCGCGGCAACGACUGGCUCCAGGACAACAUCAACCGUGGCAGGAUCGAUAACUACUACUGGCUCGUCACCUGCCUCAUGGUGCUCAACCUUGGCUACUACCUCAUCUGCUUCCGUUUUUACACCAUGAAGCCUCUGGAGAUGGCAGACGAACAAGACGAUCGUGAUGGAGAAUGUGAGCUCUCCACUCUACAGAAAAAUGACACCGGUGCUGGAGGUGUGGUGUAA
This is a messenger RNA of Miscanthus lutarioriparius, 1743 nucleotides long. Lineage: Eukaryota; Viridiplantae; Streptophyta; Magnoliopsida; Poales; Poaceae. The record is from the annotation of a GenBank genome assembly.